Molecule: messenger RNA, 1774 nt
Organism: Cladocopium goreaui
Lineage: Eukaryota; Dinophyceae; Suessiales; Symbiodiniaceae
Source: the annotation of a GenBank genome assembly
AUGUUGGCAAUCGCUGGAGGGCUGGUGUUUUGGCAAGAAAAUGCUUUGACGAGCGGUGACCCACUUUGGUGGCGCCUGGCAGUGAAUUCCAGUGAUUUGUCGCAGUGGUGUUUCCGAAAUCUACAGCUCUUCCUUGAUCGGGACUGCCAAGUGAACUUGCCCAACAUCGUUGAGCACAGAAGCUCUGCGGCCUUGACGCGGAUUCUCGCCUGGGAUGCGCCAACAGCUUUUGUGGCAUUUGCCUCAGAUUGCACAGAUGCGCUUUGUGCUCCUUUGGAGCCCUGGGUGGCUGUAAGACUGGAGGAGCCCAGUGUGGUACAGUGCUUCAAAUAUGAAGACUGUCAGACUGUCGUCGACACCACCACUACGACAAGCUCCGCAUUGGCCACGACGAGCACCACUGUGGCAACGACAACCACGUCAAGCACCACUGUCCAAACUUCAAGCACCUCGAAUCCUUUUGCGAACUUGUUCGAAGGUGGCAGAAAGCUUUCAGUGCCUGGGACGCUGGUCAUGGAACGUUCUGCCGACUUCGUUGAUUGGACCGUGGUAGCUUCGUGGAAUGCGCCACAGCCAGGCAAAUUCCCCAGGGCACGUGGCAGCCGACCGCUGACCUGUGCCAGCGCUGAGUCUUCCAUCAUUGAGGUGUCCUUUGACAGGAAGAUCUACUUUGGGGAUGGCAACAUCGAGAUUCUGAGAGGCUCGCUACCAACCCUUCGAUUACCGGCAAGGAGCUCGCCCUGGUUCAAGGUUGAUGCCAGUCGGCAGCGGCUGCAAGUGGAACCUCAGGGAGGAGCUUUGCUGGGCAGCUCCAGUGCGUGUUUGCGAAUCAAGAUCCUGGACAGGGCCAUCCUGAAUGCAGAUGGCACUGGCUACAAGCACGACUAUGAGACAUGCAUUCGAGAUUAUCAGCCUCCUAUGUUCCUUAGUUCAGAUCCUGUCAAUCAAGAGACAGGUGUUGACCUUCUGCCAAAGUUGCAGCUCAGCUUCGACCAGGUGAUCCGACUUGCGGAUGCGCCGGUGGCGACACUGCGGGCAAAGUCCGCUCCAGUGGGUGGCGAGAGUAUGCCGCCUGACCAGAUUUUGGAUCUGACUCAGGCCACGGUGUUUAAAUGGGAUAGAGCUGGAAUCCAAGAUGCUGGAGCCAUUGACAUCUAUCCCUCAGAGCUUAUCCCGCAAACAUCGUACGAACUCAUCAUUCUGCCUGGUGUGAUCCAGGACAUAGCCGGCAAUUCGUGGGAAGGAGGUAGCUUCCUCUUCACAACGACUUGUGGGAUUUAUGGAUGCUUUCAGCCAUCAACAGCUGCACCAACUCAGGACCCUGAACCUGAAGCACAGCAAGGCGACAUUGCUACUCGGGCUUCAAUGGGACUCAUGGCCAUUUGGCUGAUCAUCGUGGGCAUCCUUACGAUUGGUUGUGCCUUUGGUGUGGCCGUCUUUCAAUUGUACGUUCGCAAGAAAGUGAACUCCAGCGCUCAGGUGCACCCCAUUGAGGUGAAGGAUGGAGUUGGGCGCAGCACGACUCAAGCUUCCCACGCCUCUGUCUAUUCUGAAGCAACUGAAGCGCCAAAAGUGGAGACAGGUCCUUCGGUGCAUUGGAACGAUGGGCCCAGUGGGCCGAUCUUUGGUGAUUCAGGCCCAAGUGCAGCCAAUGGAUCAAGGCCACAAGCUCAUUGGACAAAAUCCAAGGAAGCUGAAGACAUCGGCAAUAGUAGGAAAGUUCAUGAAGAACACGGUCCUCGGCAGCCGCACACAGAUGACCAUGUUGGUUUUG